Microthlaspi erraticum is the source of this 1512-nucleotide messenger RNA. The record is from the annotation of a GenBank genome assembly. Lineage: Eukaryota; Viridiplantae; Streptophyta; Magnoliopsida; Brassicales; Brassicaceae.
AUGUUAGAGGAGAAAUUAGCACAUUUCCCUGAGCCCGUCAUCAUUAGUAAAGUCACAAAGCCCAAUCCGAUUUUAGGCCUAACAUCUUCAAGAAAAAGGCAAGACUUGAAGAGAAAGGCACAAUCCAUGGAGAAAUCCCGUCUUGACGAGUGCUAUCUCGGAUUCAACAAUUGGCGCCCACCGUGGGGCUGGAAACGCUUCUCGCUAUUCAUCUCGAAGAUAUCUAGAUUUUCACGAACUAGCAACGAUGGGAACUCGAAAGAGAACACUCCCACCGGGAGCCCGUCUCCCUCAGAAGAAAACUUAAGCGACAGUCUACCACGCACGAUAGACAAGUCGCUACCCGCUGAAGGUAGGGACAAGCCUGCUCCCUACAAGAACCAUCUUCUCGCCACAGAGAGUCUCGCCCGUCUCGCCGCGAAGAUCUACUUCGCCGCAACGAUCCCCUCCGCCAAGAAAGGACGAGAGCCCCCCUCCGUCCGCACCACGCCGCUCGAGAAAAUCUUCCUCGAGCGACAAACCCCGCAGCUCGAAGAAAUCCUCCUCGAGCGAGAAGAUCCUCAAACUCAUGGAGAAUCUCGUCAAGCCACUCGCCGACGGUUUCGAGCGACUUACCACCAAGAACUCGAACGGGUGAAUCGUCGCCUCGACGAGGUCGAUUCGAAAGUUCAUCGCGCCACCAGCUCAGCUCCGGAAUUGACGAAAGCACUCGCCGACACCCGAAGAAGCCCGCUCACCCGCAGGCUCCGCCAGAUUGAGCUACACGAAAGAGUUCGACUCAAAAUCGACUCUUACACCGGCGAAGAAGACCCCAAGAAGUGGCUAACCGCGUUCAACCUCGCCAUGAGGAGGGAGAAAUACAAAUCUUACGAUGAAAGGGAGGCCAACUACUGUCAAGUAUUCGUCGAGCACAUGGCGAAAGAUGCCUUGACCUGGUUCUCUAACCUCCCCGCCGAGUCGAUCGAUAACUUCGACGACCUAACCAAUGCUUUUCUGAAGCAUUACUCCAUGCACAUGACCCGAAUCACUCGGAACAUGUUCACCACAACGCAAACCCAAGGCGAACCAUUGCGCAGCUUUAUGGAAAGGUUCAAACAAGCAGCUCGCGAUACUGGCGACAUGCCCGAUAGCGUCCCGCUGGAAGCACUCCGCAACGGCCUCUGGUACGACUCCAAGUUCAAGGAGGAUUUGUCACUAAAACCCCCUGCGACUCUGGAGGACGCGUUCCACCGCUCUCGGAACUACAUCUUCCUCGAGGAAGACCAGCGCUUCUACGCCGAGAAACAUGGAGAUAGGAGGGCAACCUCGUCGAAACCCAGAGAGGAACCCAUGGAGGCGCGAAGAAGACACGAUCCGAAGAGGUCUCUCCUCACAGCGUUCGCAGCAGCCGACGACGAGUUCGAGCAAGAACACGCAGCGGCCGUUUCGAUGCCACAAGACAUCAACUCGCUCGGAGAUGACAACGAUACCAAAGCUUUCUGCAAGUUCCACGGGAACUGGCCACGCCACUGA